AUGGGCAGACUCGAGGGCAAAACGGCUAUUGUGACAGGUGCUGCCAGUGGUUUCGGCAAGGCCAUAGCGCUUCGUUUUGCUGAGGAGGGCGCGAAUGUCGUCGUGGCAGACCUCAACACUGACGCUGGGGAAAAGGUGGCAUCUUUGCACAGCAACCUCAGAUUUGUCCAGACGAACGUCACACUCCUCAGCGACUGGGAAAAGCUGGUCAAGGAAACCAAAGCUCUCUUUGGUCAAAUCCACGUUCUUGUCAACAACGCAGGCACAUCGUACAAAAACAAGCCUACACUACAAGUCACAGCGGAUGAGUACGACAGGUGUUUCGACGUCAAUGUCCGGUCAAUCUUCUGGUCCGUUCCAACUGUGGUCCAGGCCAUGAUCGAACAAGGGCAAGGCGGCAGCGUGGUGAACAUUGCUUCUAUCGGCGCACUCAGACCACGUGGCGGCUUGGUGUGGUAUAAUGCGUCCAAGGGUGCCGCCUUUAACGCGACCAAGGGCCUGGCGGCAGAAUAUGCCUCGAGCAAGAUCCGAUUCAAUGGCGUCCUCCCUCUCUUGUCUGCGACGGGCCUCUGGUCGAGCUUUACAGGCACAGACGACACACCGGAGAACAGGGCCAAGUUUGUUGGCAAUGUGCCCCUGGGAAGGCUGACAGAUCCCAUUGACGUGGCCAAUGCGGUCGUGUACUAUGCGAGUGACGAGUCGAGUUUUGUCACCGGCACCAACCUCGAAGUCGACGGAGGUCGCGCCAUUUCCUAG
Molecule: messenger RNA, 756 nt
Organism: Fonsecaea multimorphosa CBS 102226
Lineage: Eukaryota; Fungi; Ascomycota; Eurotiomycetes; Chaetothyriales; Herpotrichiellaceae
Exons: 2
Coding region: 1-756 (251 amino acids)
Source: RefSeq, a predicted model, not a curated record